UACCUUACAUCCCUCGCUCUCUCUCUCUCUUUGUUGGUUUGCAGUUGCACUGUCCUUCCCCUAAUCACUCUCUCCAACACGACCAACAAUGCCGCCCAAGUUCGAUCCCACCCAGGUCGUUGACGUUUACGUCCGAGUCACCGGCGGAGAAGUAGGUGCCGCCAGUUCCCUGGCCCCUAAGAUCGGUCCCCUCGGUCUCUCCCCUAAAAAAAUCGGUGAAGACAUCGCCAAGGAGACCGCCAAGGAUUGGAAGGGCCUCCGUGUCACUGUCAAGCUCACCGUCCAAAACCGUCAGGCCAAGGUUACCGUCGUUCCCUCCGCCGCCGCUUUAGUCAUCAAGGCACUCAAGGAGCCGGAGCGCGAUCGUAAGAAGACCAAGAACAUCAAGCACAAUGGCAAUAUCUCGCUUGAUGAUGUAAUCGAGAUUGCUAAGGUGAUGAGCCCUCGCUCCAUGGCUAAGGAUUUGGCUGGUACCGUGAAGGAGAUUCUCGGCACGUGUGUUUCUGUUGGGUGCACGGUGGAUGGCAAGGACCCAAAGGAUUUGCAGCAGGAGAUUACCGAUGGAGAUGUGGAAAUCCCCCAAGAUUGAGCUCAAGGUUAAGCUAGGAAUUUAGUUUCGAAUCAAAUUUCGUAUAAUUUUUGUUGUUUAUUGUGUUUUAAUUACCAACAGUUUUGAGGAGUAAACUGUUAUGAGCGAUUUUUUGAUGCAACGUGGGAACAUUAAGAUGAAAGAGAAAUGCUGUUAAUGGUUAGUGCUGUUACAUUAUAUUGUAGGUUGGAGAUGUUUAUCUUUUCAUAAAACUCUAGUUUUUUUUUUCAUGUGGUACUAGGUAUGGUUGCUUGUCUUCUGGUUUCUGAUUAGACAAUUUGUGCUUGAUGCGGAUUACA
Molecule: messenger RNA, 888 nt
Organism: Sesamum indicum (sesame)
Lineage: Eukaryota; Viridiplantae; Streptophyta; Magnoliopsida; Lamiales; Pedaliaceae
Product: large ribosomal subunit protein uL11
Biological process (GO): translation
Cellular component (GO): cytosolic large ribosomal subunit; ribosome
Molecular function (GO): large ribosomal subunit rRNA binding; structural constituent of ribosome
Source: RefSeq, a predicted model, not a curated record